This is a messenger RNA of Neocloeon triangulifer, 8612 nucleotides long. RefSeq names its product piezo-type mechanosensitive ion channel component 2-like. The transcript is spliced from 44 exons. NCBI's taxonomy places the organism in Eukaryota, Metazoa, Arthropoda, Insecta, Ephemeroptera, Baetidae. The record is from RefSeq and is a predicted model, not a curated record. The coding region runs from base 204 to 8132 and encodes 2642 amino acids.
CAUUGCAACCAGCAGUAGUCAACCGGCGGUCAGCGAGUUGUGUCUUGAAAGCUGAGAGUGCUGUUACUGCUGUAUUUCGCCGAAUUACACCCCUGUUAAUUGGAAAAUCGUCUCCAAAGAAGGGCUGCAGGCCGAAUUGAUGACAAUCGUCCGGAUAGACGAGUGAUGGGCUGCUGGCGGAAAUCUGAGGCCAUGAGAGCACGAUGACCACCACCCACCUAGUAUGCUUCACGCUCUUCCGACUGGUCCUGCCACUAUGCCUUGCCACAUUUGUGGCGGUGCGGCAGAAUGGGCUGUCACUCGUGUACCUGCUUCUCUUGCUCUGCCUUCCACUCAUCCCAGUUCCCACACAUGCCACCAUGAAAGGUCACACAGGUCGCUACUUGCAGGCGUUCUUAGUCUUAAGUCUGCUGAAUGUGAUCGCCCAAGUUGCCUUCCAAGUGCUGCUGCUAGCAAUGCCGCCGUACGCCUUCUUCCUGCACAACUGCGAGUGGCUCGAGGUCCUCCUGCGCGCCCUUGGCUUUGUCCGCUUCGACGACAUCGCCCUGCCAGAUGUGGCGCGCAUUGUGGGCCCAGACAUUGGCGCCCUCAUCACCUCCAUCGUUAUGCUCAUGGUCUGCAAAAAUAUGUGCGAGCAGCCAGAGCCCACUCAACCUGACGUUGUCGAGCAACAGUCCAACAAGAGUCUCUCACAUAUUUUCACUUCAUUAGGUAAAUUUUUUGUACUGGGAUCGUUGUGCCUGGCCGGAAGUAUCCGUCCUUCAUUGCCUGGCGCCGUCUACUUUGUCUGCUUUUUGGGUGGCGCCACUGCUUGGGCCUGUCGAAACCCACUGACCAAGGGUUUUGCUCACAUGAUGCAAGGCUGUGCUGCCUUUUGUCUUCUCCAUGUCCUCGCGCUUUUCACCUAUCAAGUUGAGUGGUUUCAGGAAAUUGACGGACUCGGACCAACCAAUCUUACUGCCAGAUUGCUGGGCUUAACUCCCUUGACGAUGACCUCUUGUGAAGAGCCUCGACACGUCAUGCUGGUAGACGCUGAGUGGGCCACAUUUGUCAACCCAUUGGUGCUAUUGUGGCUCUACUUUUUGCUUGUCCAUGAAAGCAAGCAGCUACUUGACCCUGCUGAGGUGUCGGUGGGUUUGCGGAAAGAAGUUUCUAAUGGGCCGCUGUCCCUGGGCAGUAGCAAGCAAAACUCGCUGCUGAGGCGCCAGGGCAGCAGCUCGUUAAACAACAAGAGGCAGACUUCGAGAAGAAGGACUCUCAGGUGGAAGGGUCCAAACGCCCUGGCCAAUCAGCGCAGACUGAUGAGGGGUCAGCAGCCCACAAAUUAUGAGACAGUUACUGACCAGCAGGCUGUCAACGGUGCAAGCCAAGAAGGCAGUGCCGUCAACUUACAGGACUCAACAGGUAGCAGAAUUUGGUGUCCAGAUGAAAUUGCCUUGAAACCAAUCAAAAGUAAAGACAAUCAGCUAGAUGAGGGAGAACAUUUUGAAGAUGCGCUGGAAGAGCAGGAAGAAACAAGUAUCUUUGAGCUUCUUGUUGAUUCAGUCAUGGGAUUACUGAACUUGAUUAUUCGCUCAUCUUAUAUCGCUACCAACAUCAUCAUGAUGGCUUGGAGCAUUGCAUAUCACAGCUGGCUGACGUUUGUUCUUCUUUUGUGGGCCAGUAUUCUUUGGAUCACUCCAAAUCAGCGUCGUGCCAUGUUACGUUGUUCUCCAGCAUUAGCAAUCUAUGCCCAGCUUUUGCUCAUUGCCCAGUAUAUCUACAGCCUUGAUCUGACCAAUGAAGAGCUGCCAGAGACAGUUGAUUGGGUCAACCUCAAACAGAUUGGGCUCAUCAAACCUGAGUAUCUUCCUCUGAAGCCUUUAUCUGUCAAGAGCUCGUUUACCCUGAUGUUUUGGGUCACUUUGCGGCAAUACAUGCAAGAACGCUAUGAGGCCAAACACUCAUCAGCCCUUGUCGGAGGAAUAGCCGAACCAUUCAAUAUCACUGUCACCACAACUGCAAGCGGUCUUACUUCAGAGCUAACUGAACAAACCGAAGGUCAUCAAGCAGCUAGGCAGUCGCUGAUGAGCAAGCUGGGUGCCUGGGUUCAGAGCUUCCUGACAAAGUUCUGGAUCUGGGUAGUGGCAAUCAUGCUUUUCGUCAUUGGCCUGGGUUCAGGUCAAGUUGUUCUUUACAGAAUUGUCUACAUGGCCCUUUUCCUCAUUUUUGUGUUGACAUUCCAAUUUUCAUAUCGUAUUUGGAGGGUAAUGAUGUAUGGCUUCUGGUUGACUGUCAUCGUCUACUCAAUGCUAGUCCUUGUCAUGAUUUACACUUACCAAUUUGACAAUUUUCCUGAGUACUGGUACAAUUAUACUGGGAUACCACACGAGCUGCAACAUGAUAUAGGCUUAGAAAUUUAUGACACUGGCUCCCUUUUUGUACGUCUGCUGACGCCUACGUUCUUCGUAAUUAUCACAGUCAUACAGUUGCAUUAUUUCCACAAAGACUUCCUUGCAAUUUCUGACAUAAGAUACAGGGUUUUAAGUGACAAUGACCCAGAGAGUGGACUCAACUCUCUGACGACUACAAUCCCACCUUCUGGAGCAGUCGUGAAGUCUGGAAAGCAGAUUUCGGAAAAGCUGGCUUUAGACGAGCCUAUAACACCAAAAGAUCUUUCUUAUGAAGCAAUUAGAAAAAUGUCUACAGCCCAAUUUGCAAGACUGGCAAAUAAAACAAAAACUUUGGCUUUUGAGCUUCAGGAACUCCUGUGGCGCCUGCUUGAACUUCACAUGGUCAAGAUCACUUUGAUAUCUGUCAUGCUCAUGGCAGUUAAUGAUGUUUGCGGCGCUCAUGCAAUUUUGGUCGUUCUCAUUGUGGCAGCCAUGCCGCUGGGCACUCGAAUGCAGAGAGCUCUUCUGCAUGUCUGCUCUGGACUGGUUUGUCUCUUAAUUCUCACACAGAUGACCUAUCAGAUCAAAUACAUCAAUCAUUCCUACUGGGAUGUAAAUUGCACAGAUUUGCCAAAUUUUAAUGUCACCAACACGACUGUGCCUAUGAAUGAUGCUGAGUGGCUUGGGGUGAAAAAGUCGUCAGAUCUACCAGAACUUCUCAAAGGCUAUAUCGGUUUGGUUUUGGUUUUCACCUUUCAAGCAGUGGUGAGAACUCGCCAGCAGUAUCAACGGCGCUCAACCAUGUCCGCAGACCCACCUUCGUCCCCAACUUCGAGAGACACAUCUUCCACUGCCUUCACUCCUAUUCCUGUUCUUUUUAAUGGUGUGACCAGAGCCAAUGCUGACGAGGGAAUCAUUACCUGUAUCAAGUACCUCCUCAAUUAUGGCUUUUAUAAGUUUGGUGUUGAGAUUUGCCUUAUGACUUUGGUUAUUUUAAUUGGCACCAGACUAGACAUGUAUUCUAUCAUAUACUCAAUUUGGCUAGCUUUUCUAUUCAAACGACCAAGAUUGAAGUUGAGCCUUGUCUGGAGGUGGCUCAUUAUUUUUGUCUGCGUUCUUACGCCACUACAAUAUUUCUUGUGUGUUGGCUUGCCACCAGGACUCUGCAUUGAUUGGCCUUGGGACAAAAGUGAAACACUUCGACGACUGCAGAUUUGGCUCUUUAUGUCGGACUAUGUCCACCCUCCAGAAUGCCAGAAACUGAUAUGCGAUUUUGUUGUAUUGCUGCUCAUUUGCAGACAACAAAUAGUUUUUAGGGUAGAGAAAGCGGCAGACUCGACAACAUUUGCUGGAGGAAGCAAUGCCGAAGUUUUUGACCAACUCGACGAUUUGCAAGACAAUCCUGUACCAGAUUUUAUCACAUACACUAAGUCUUGGUUGGACAAUAUAAAAAGAGGAGUCCUGAGGCACUUUUACUGGUUCACUUUAAUUAUGGUCCUCGUAACCGGCGUCAAUCGAAACAAUUUAUUUUCUUUGGGAUAUUUGGUUGGCGCUUUCUUCUUCCUGCACCACGGAAACGACCUUUACUUGCUGCCUGUCAGAAAGAUUCUCUACUGGUGGAACAUCUUACUCAGCUACAACGUUGCUGUUAUUGGCUUGAAAGCCUUCACGCAAAUGCUCGGCUGCUUGUUUGUUGGGGAACUUCAGACACACACCUGCUGGCUUGUUCAGCUUCUGAGCAUCACCUGCCUAAGCAAAUUUGGCAGUGAGUCCCAAAGAGCAAGCGUUACAGAUUCUGGAGAGUGCACCGUCUCCUCCGAUCAAACUGGCCUAGUGUGGGAUGGUGUCUGUUUUGGAUUCUUGUUGAUGCAGAGGAGGCUUUUCUCAAGCUUCUACUUUGCAAGGAUUGUGGACGAAGCUAAGGCACAAACUAUUUUAGCAUCAAGAGGUGCUGAGCUGAUUGAGCAGCUGAGGAGAAAGCGGGUUGCUGCUCAAAAAGAGGAGGAACAGCGAGUGUUGGAUAAAAUCAGGACCAAGAUGGAAAGGAUCAAAGAAAACCAGCGAAAGAUGCAAGGAGAGAAUUUCAGAGAGCCGCAGUCCCAUCAAAGAGACAAAAUGCAUCAGGGGAAAAUAAAGCGACGUCCCUCAAGAAAAGUGAAAGCAAUCCGCUCUGGUGACUAUUAUAUGUUUGAAGACUUUGAUGACGAUCUUCUUGACCUGAGCCUCGAUCCAGCAAGAGCAACGGUAGAGGAUGUGGAUGAAGAAGGAGACGAAAGCAAAGUCACCGUCAGCAAGUACCCUGUGUACCCUUACGUGCUGAUCGCCUCUCCUUACCUGCACUGUAACCGCUGCCGCAUUCGCAAACUCCCCUCAUCAUCCCACACCUCGUCUCUUCGUCCACAGUUGCUCAGCACUGCUCUGAAGACGGACAUCGAGACGGCUGCCGAUCAGGCCCUUGUGGCCAACUUGCAGGACUCUCCCAUUCCAAUGGCCGACGAGCCAACGCCAAAACCUAGAAGGAGGAAGAGGAGUACCGUCUCAUACUUGUCAGGAAAAUCAGAACUGGCUCAGCCCUCAACAAGUGUGAGCGCCAGAUCGAGUUUCCAGUCAUCUCGAAUUCCUCCCUUGAACGAGGACGAAGAGCCGGGAUCCCCGUCACCACCACCACCUCCUCCAGGUGGAUCAGGAGGAGCUGCUGGACAAGCAGGAGGAGCUGAUUCCGCCUCAAAGGAGGAUAGUUGGGCAAGCAAAUUGUGGGUGUACAUGAAGUUCUUGUGGGCCCUGCUCCAGAGUGGUGUCGUGAGUGCCACCAAAAAGCUCAAUAAACUCUCCAGAGAUUAUCGCUAUGUGGCCCAAUGCUUAGCAGCAGAAACUCUUUCACUCAAAGAACAGGGAGACUACAGACUGGGUACCAGAGUUGGUCAGGGGAUGUGGAGACCUUUGGCUGUGACUCUGCCCGAAAAAGUGGAAGGAAGCGCUGCUGGUUUGGAGAUCAGAAUUGUGGGUGCAAGUGACGAGGCCACUUUGAACGUAGACCAAGGUGAAAUACAGCAACAAGCUAUUAAUGCUGAUCAGAGGAGCGAGGAGAAAAUACCCAUUCCGACUAUUAAAAUUUGGGCUGCUAGUCUCGAGCGAGGUCUUGACUCGGACAGGGCUGACAGCCCGAUAUCAAUUUCGGACAUUGAUGGACGCGGAACAGCCUUUCAAAAAGACGGAGAACCCAUCUCAUUGACUACAGGCCUAUUCCACGCACUCUGGUUUGCCGUCCUGGCCCAUUCAGAGCUUGUGUGCUAUGGGAUGGUCUUUCUGCAUCAAGUCAAGUCAGCCUCCAUCCUCUCCUUGCCACUGCCACUUAUGGUAUUCCUCUGGGGUUCACUGUCAGUCCCCCGACCAUCGAAGUUCUUCUGGGUCACCAUCAUCGGAUACACAGAGAUGGUGGUGAUUGCCAAGUACCUGUGCCAGUUUGAGUACCUGCCGUGGAACCAGCAGGCCAUACCUUACAACCAGCCCUUCUGGGGUCCCCGAAUCACUGGAGUGGAACGCAAGGAGAUGUAUGCCUUGUUCGACCUGAUGCUCUUACUGGUCGUCUUUUUCCAUCGCUUCAUGCUCAAGUCACUCGGCCUGUGGGGAGAUUGUGACGAAUCAAAGCUCUACGACAUUGGAGAGCCCACUGUUGAUACUGCUAGCAGCCCCACAGUGCGGACAAAGUCGCCUGAGCCGUCAGACAAGUCAUCAAGUAAGGAGAAUGACGAGGAUAUAAGCGAGAUGUCUUCAGCGCCUAUAGAGGGCUGCGGCACAGCAUUGACCAACAAGGUCAAACAGACGGCUGCUAACCUACCAGCUCCUUUGAUUCAAGUGCCAUCAAGGCUCUUCUCAAGCAUUUCUAGCUUCUUCUCAACCCUACUGGAGCCAAGCAGUAGAGUGACAGCUGACGUCUAUGCUUUCAUGUUCAUGUGUGACUUCUUCAAUUUUAUGGUCGUCAUUUUUGGAUUUGCUUCCUUUGGAACUCAGCAAGGAGAUGGUGGUGUUUCGGCCUACUUAGAGGAAAACAAGGUUCCUGUUGCCUUCUUAGUUAUGUUGAUCCUCCAGUUUGCUUUGAUGGUGGUUGACAGAGCUCUUUUCUUGCGCAAAUUUAUUCUCGGCAAGAUUAUGUUCCAAGUCGGAUUGGUAUUUGGUGUCCACCUUUGGAUGUUUUUCCUUCUGCCUGGACUCACUGAGAGGCCAUUCAGUGGUGCUUUGCCCCCUCAAAUCUGGUACUUGGUCAAGUGCCUUUACUUGUUGUUGUCAGCCUAUCAAAUUCGCUGUGGCUACCCAACGAGGAUUCUGGGCAACUUCCUAUGCAAGAAAUACAACUACCUCAACAUGUUCCUCUUCAAAGGGUUCAUGGCUGUUCCAUUCCUAUUUGAGCUCCGAACUCUCAUGGACUGGAUGUGGACCAAGACGAGCAUGACCCUGGGCGAGUGGAUAAAAAUGGAGGAUAUAUUUGCACACAUAUUUCAAUUAAAAUGCCAAAGACGGGCCGAAGCUGCCUAUCCUCGACCCCCGGGCGAAGAGCAAAGGCCCCUUAUCAAGUAUGUUGUUGGUGGCUGCUCUCUUCUUGUGGUGAUUUUCAUCAUAUGGUUCCCAAUGGUUCUGUUUGCCCUUGGAAACACUGUGGGCCAACCAAAUCUACCUUACGAUGUGUCCGUCGAACUGACAAUUGGCCCCUACCAACCAGUUUUCAGAACUUCGGCUCAGAACAGCUCCCUUAUUCCAUUUUCUGAAGGUAAUUGGGAAGCUCUGAGCAAUGUUUACAAGAGAGACAGGGCAGCACAAACUUUCCUUUCAAACUACGACUGGUCGGACGUCCAGGUUGCGAAAAUUGAUAAUUUCUCUAUGUCAGUGUGGACGAUAUCAGAACAGGCGCAGAAAAAGAUGAUGGCUUACGUUCUCUCAGAUGAACCUCUUCUGGUAAAAUUCUCUUGGAUGGUGUCCAGGCACUCGGACAAUCCCAGUACUGUCCCAGUCGUAACAGAGACGCAGACCAACUUCUUAAUGGCAACCCUUCCUAACGGAGAGAGAAAUCCUGAGCGGCUGACUCUAGCCAAUAUGCUCAAUGAUUCUUACAAUGGUUCGUUACUUAAACCGUUGCGACUGCAGAAUCUCUUUCCCAAGUUCAUCAAAGUUUCGAACAGAGGCAAAGCCACAGUAGUCACCCAGCUUAUGAAGAAAAGAGAAAGCACAGAAGAAACGUUCCGGGAUCUGCUGUUGACGUUAGAUCGGGACGAUGAGAACAGAGAGCAUUGGUGGGAGGUUGGAGAGAGUUGCACUGACGAGGAGUACAAAGAUUUACUGUCGCAUUUGCCUUUGAAUGACCGCUGCAAGUCCCUUCAGAUGUACACUUUCAAUGACAAAGCUUUCCCAGCAGGCCUCAGCUUUUUCUCGGGAGGCGGUAUAAUUGGAUUAUACACUACGUUGGUGUUGGUGGCCUCAAAAUUCAUGAGAGGGUUCUUCUCUGGAGUUUGUUUCACAAUCAUGUUUGAUGAUCUUCCAGAUGUGGACAGAAUUCUUCAGCUGUGUCUGGAUAUUUAUUUGGUGCGAGAGUCGGGAGAGCUUAGUCUCGAAGAGGCCCUGGCAGCAAAAUUAAUCUUCCUCUUCCGCUCUCCUUCAACCCUGAUUAAAUGGAGUCGACCGAGAGAAGAAGAAGACGGCUCGGAAGCUUCGAGCGAUGAAGACUUGCGUUCAAGACAAGGCAGCAGACAACAAGCCAUCAUGCAGUAACAACUAACUGCAUCCUAGACUUACCAAAGAUUCAAGCCUUUUUAUUGUAAAUUAUUGUAUGCAAUCACCUCAUCAUAAUACUCAUUUUCUUUAAAUUCAAGAAAUAUUUUUUAAGGUGCACUGCGAGUUGAUGUUUUGUUCUUAUCAAAUUAAAAGCAAUAGUAAGACUUGAUGUUGUACUUUACGCACAAUUUGACCCACAAAUGGGGUGUAAAUUGAACUGAUAUUUUUAUCAAAGCCAGUAACACCUCAUUUUUUGCCUUAUUCAAUUUAACUAGCAGUAGAUUUAUAAAUUAUAACCAAGGCAUUUUCCAUACCAUUUUAAUAUCUGAGCGUACACUUAAAUGUGUGUAAAUGGAAGAAAAGAUUAAUUUAUUGUAUAAUGUAAGCUUCAUACCUUUGCAAAUUUUUAAAAGUUGGAAUUGUAAACAAUGAGCAAAAAGAUUAAAAUUACUUAAUCUAAGAGAUCAGAGCUGAGCC